GUCCCUUCUCCCGACGGCCGGGGCCCAACCCCCACCAUGCCCCCCGCGGGGCUCUGUGGGGCUGCGCCUCUCGCUGCAUUUGCCUUCUUGGUGCUGGGGAGUCCCCUGGCGCUGGCCGGAGAGGACUGUCUGUGGUACUUGGAUCGAAAUGGCUCCUGGCAUCCAGGGUUUGACUGCGAGUUCUUCACCUUCUGUUGCGGGACCUGUUACCAGCGGUACUGCUGCAGGGACCUGACCUUGCUCAUCACAGAAAGGCAGCAGAAGCACUGCCUGGCCUUCAGUCCCAAGACCAUAGCAGGCAUCGCCUCAGCUGUGAUCCUCUUUGUCGCUGUGGUUGCCACCACCAUCUGCUGCUUUCUCUGUUCCUGUUGCUACCUGUACCGCCGGCGCCAGCAGCUGCAGAGCCCAUUUGAAGGCCAGGAGAUUCCGAUGACAGGCAUCCCAGUGCAGCCAAUGUACCCAUACCCCCAGGACCCCAAAGCCGGCCCUGCACCCCCACAGCCUGGCUUCAUGUAUCCACCUAGUGGUCCUGCUCCGCAGUGUCCAUUUUAUCCAGCUGGACCCCCCAUCUACAAUCCUGCAGCUCCUCCCCCCUACAUGCCACCACAGCCCUCUUACCCUGGAGCCUGAGGAGCCAGCUGUGUCUCCACUGCCCCUCCAGUGACAUCAGCCUUGGGAGAUGCUUCAUCCUCUCUACCUGCAUCUGACCUUGGGGGUGGGCAGGGGUCCUUUAAUCAUCAGACCCCAGAACAAGUCAAGCCCUGGGGGGACAGAGCCCCAGGGAAAUGGAGUGGGAACUGAGCUGGAAACUAAGCCAUGAUUGGUGGCUGGGUGGGGAGGACUUGGGAUUGGUGGACUUUUUUUUAUUGGGGGGCAGGAGAGGGAGAGGAUUGUCUGGGUCACAGCCCCUGCUUUCAAAUAGUCCUUCUACUCCCAGGAUCUCUGCCAGGAAGGUUGGGGUCCCUCCUGUUUACCCACUCUGGGAUGGGAUGAGGGAACAAUGGGGCAGCUCCAUCAGCAGUUAGCAGUAGCCCUCCUCUUGGGCGGCCCCACUGGCCGGGGCUCUGGCCUGCUAGAUUAAAGCUGUAAA
Messenger RNA from Chrysochloris asiatica (Cape golden mole), 1090 nucleotides. RefSeq names its product shisa family member 4 (gene SHISA4). The transcript has 5 exons. Bases 37 to 630 code for a protein of 197 amino acids. Lineage: Eukaryota; Metazoa; Chordata; Mammalia; Afrosoricida; Chrysochloridae. The record is from RefSeq and is a predicted model, not a curated record.